Molecule: messenger RNA, 2567 nt
Organism: Thlaspi arvense
Lineage: Eukaryota; Viridiplantae; Streptophyta; Magnoliopsida; Brassicales; Brassicaceae
Source: the annotation of a GenBank genome assembly
GCUCUAGAAACAGUUUUAAUUUUGAGAGGAUAUCAUAACAGAAUUUGUUGGAAUCAGAUAUUUUUAUUUUUAUAUUUUCGGUAUGAUAAACCCAAAUAUAUUAUAUUUUAUAUUAUCGCUAAUAAACGUAAGCAGUCGCUAAUAUUAAGCCCUGCGAUCUUACUUUAUCUCUCUCUUCAAGUAUUCUCUGUUUCAAAGCUUCUGGCAUUUUCUCUUUACCCCUCUCUGUCACACAGUAUGCUCAUGUCUAUCUCGUGUGCCUACCCUCUCUGAGGAUUAACUAAAUUGGGAAGGAGAAGAUGAAGUACGUGCUUGUAACGGGAGGUGUUGUGAGUGGACUAGGAAAAGGAAUCACAGCGAGUAGUAUUGGUGUUCUUCUACAGUCAUGUGGUCUUCGCGUUACUUCUAUCAAAAUCGAUCCUUAUUUGAACUAUGAUGCUGGAACCAUAUCCCCUUAUGAACAUGGCGAAGUGUUUGUCUUAGACGAUGGUAGUGAGGUGGAUCUUGAUCUUGGAAACUACGAGAGGUUUCUAGGUUUAACAUUAAAUCGAGAUAACAAUAUCACUUACGGGAAGAUUCAGAAGUGUGUUAUGGAUAAAGAGAGGAAAGGAAAUUACUUAGGAGCUACUGUUCAGAUUGUUCCUCACGUCACUGAUACAAUAAAAGAAUGGGUGGAGAGAGUAGCCAUGAUUCCUGUAGAUGGAAAAGAAGGUCCUCCUGAUGUUUGCAUCAUCGAGUUAGGUGGCACUAUAGGAGAUAAUGAAUCAAGGCCUUUCACUGAUGCACUUAGCCAAUUAUCAUUCAGUGUAGGACCUGAGAAUUUCUGUCUGAUCCACGUCACUCUCGUGCCUGUGCUCAGUGUUGUUGGUGAACAGAAAACAAAACCAACACAGCACAGCAUUAGAGAUCUACGAGGCUUGGGCUUGACACCUAAUAUCAUAGCUUGUCGAAGCACAGAGGUUCUUAAUGAAAAUGUAAAAGCAAAGCUAUCUCGGUUUUGCUAUAUUCCGAUUCAGAAUAUCUUUUCUCUCUAUGAUGUUCACAACAUCUGGCACAUUCCUUUGUUGCUCAAGGAUCAGAAGGCUCAUGAAGCAAUCUCAAAAGUCCUGAACCUUUCUGGUAUUGCUAAAGAACCUUCUUUAGAGAAAUGGGCUUCAAUGGUGGAAAUUAGCGACAAUUUACAUGUACCGGUGAGAAUCGCUGUGGUGGGGAAAUAUACAGACCUCUCAGAUGCCUAUCUCUCUGUCUUGAAGGCCCUCUUGCAUGCUUCAGUGGCUUUUGGGAAAAAGCUUGUUGUUGAUUUGGUUUCAUCUUGCGAUCUCGAGAAGACCACAAAGAAAGAGAAUUCAUGUGCAUACAAGGCUGCCUGGAAGUUACUGAAGGGAGCAGAUGGAGUUCUUCUCCCUGGAGGGUUUGGUUAUAGAGGAGUAGAAGGGAAGAUUCUUGCAGCAAAAUAUGCCAGAGAAAACAGUAUCCCUUUCCUCGGUAUCUGUCUUGGAAUGCAGGUCGCUGUCAUAGAGUUUGCACGCUCGGUACUAUGCUUUCCUGAUGCAAAUAGCACAGAGUUUAAACCUGAAACCAAACAUCCAUGCAUCAUUUUCAUGCCAGAGGGAUCCAAGACUCACAUGGGAGGCACAAUGAGAUUAGGGUCAAGAAGAGCCUAUUUCCAUGUCAAGGACAGCAAAUCUGCAAGACUUGUUUUCUUCCAGGUGAAUCCUGAUAUGGUUGUAUGCCUUGAGAAGGCAGGUCUCUCUUUCGGUGCAAAAGAUGAAACUAGCAAACGCAUGGAGAUUGUUGAAGUUCCAAGCCACCCUUUUUUCAUCGGUGCUCAAUUCCAUCCUGAGUACAAAUCCAAACCCGGGAAAGUAUCUCCUCUGUUCUUAGGACUAAUCGCAGCAUCUUGUGGUGAACUAGAGACAGUCCUGAAUCCAGUCUCCGUUCAACAAGACAACCAACGUAUGGCAUUUGGCAAAGAAACAUGGGUUGAUCCUAAAAAGAGUAUAUGUAACGGAGGAACCAACAAGAAAUCUCAGAAACAGCUUGUCCGAUGUAAGACAUAACAGCUACUUCAGUGACCUUUCUCUCCAUCAGAUUUCAGAUAACCAUUGAUCUGAUUUUUUUGGCUCUUGACACCAUAGAAUUGAUUUUUGUUCCAUCUUUAUAGACUUUUUUUUUUUUCUCUUUAUCUAGGAUCUUCUCUGUGCAGCUGCAAUAAGCUCUAAUGUCAGAUCUGAGACCCCAACAAAACUAAUAUUUAUUUCUGGAAGAAUCAAGCAACAUCUGAAAUCAUAGAAUUGAAAGGGGUGGCAUGAUCAUAUUUACUGUUAAGCCUCUUGUAUAAAUUUGGUUCUUUAUGCCUUAUAAGCUCUCUAUAUGGUAUUUGAUUUGUGAAGAAGCAUCAAGCAUCUGAUAAAACUUGGAGAGGCAAUAUUUAAAACAAGAGCUGUCGUUAUUCUUUUCUUUUCCCUCAAGUAUUUUCACUGAGUCCAAUUUUUGAAUUUUGAUAUACAAAUGUCAAAAAACCUUGAAGAUUGAUACAGUGUUAUUGAUUCAAGCAUAGCCUAGGG